Molecule: messenger RNA, 2147 nt
Organism: Achroia grisella
Lineage: Eukaryota; Metazoa; Arthropoda; Insecta; Lepidoptera; Pyralidae
Product: parapinopsin-like
Exons: 7
Coding region: 1-1731 (576 amino acids)
Biological process (GO): G protein-coupled receptor signaling pathway
Cellular component (GO): photoreceptor outer segment; membrane
Molecular function (GO): G protein-coupled receptor activity
Source: RefSeq, a predicted model, not a curated record
AUGACUUCGUUUAGUAACAAUAUCAAUUAUACAAUUAUAAAGGGAUAUGAAGAAGAUUUCCCACUGUUAAUGCCAAAGUGGGGCUAUGUUGCGUCUGCCUUUGUAUUAUUUCUAAUAGGUUUCUUUGGAUUCUUCCUAAACUUGAUGGUGAUACUGCUGAUGUUCAAGGAUAGACAGCUAUGGACACCUUUGAACAUCAUAUUAUUCAACCUAGUGUGCUCCGAUUUUUCCGUCUCAGUAUUGGGGAAUCCGUUCACACUCAUCUCCGCACUGUUCCAUCGAUGGGUGUUUGGCCACACCAUGUGUGUUCUCUAUGGUUUCUUUAUGGCUUUAUUAGGUAUUACUUCAAUCACAACGCUAACUGUUAUAUCCUUCGAGAGGUACAUACUGGUGACUCGACCGCUCAGUUCUAGACAUUUGAGUUCAAGAGGAGCCAUCUUAUCCAUAAUAUUUAUUUGGACCUACUCACUAGCGCUCACUACCCCGCCUCUAAUGGGUUGGGGAAACUAUGUCAAUGAAGCUGCUAACAUCAGCUGUUCGGUGAACUGGCAUGAACAAUCUAUGAAUACACUCACGUAUAUUAUGUUCCUGUUCGCAUUAGGACAAAUAGUUCCACUUGCUGUCAUCACUUACAGCUAUGUCAACAUCAUCAGAACGCUGAAAAAGAAUUCGCAACGACUGGGACGAGUAAGCCGAGCGGAAACAAGGGCUACAGCCAUGGUCUUCAUCAUGAUUAUAUCCUUCACUGUGGCAUGGACACCAUAUUCCUUGUUUGCUUUAAUGGAGCAGUUCGCUACUGAAGGAAUUAUAUCUCCAGGUGCCGGAGUUAUUCCAGCACUGGUGGCAAAAAGCUCAAUUUGCUAUGAUCCCCUCAUAUAUGUUGGCAUGAAUACCCAAUUUCGUCAAUCAAUAAAACGCAUAUUUGGAAUGCAUGAUAACAAAAAUCAAUCGAAAUCUGAGAAAGGUCACAACAAUACAACAUUGUCGCCGACGCAGAAGAGGUCUGGUACGAACGAAGGAACUACGCGAUAUAACUCAACUGAGACUGUGGUAUCUAUAUCUUCGAAAAAGCAUAACAAGGAUAAAAAGAUAAUCUUCAAUGAUGAUUUAUCAGAAAGUAUCAAAACAGAGAACCGAUCUUACCAAAAAGAUGUCGAACUUUGUACAAUACAAGAAAAUCGGUCCGCAUCAGAUGUAGAAAAAUCAGGCAAUACUAUAUAUGAAGAAGAUAGUUGUAACAACACUAAAAAGUUCCCGCUCUUCGGGCCAUCGUGUAAGUUAUUCCAGAAACGUUCACCUGGUGUUACAAUUAUAGAUAAAGAACAUUUGAUUUUUAGUAAAAAUUAUAGCAAUCGAGAUUAUGACAGUAAUGACUCAGAUGACAAUACGAAUGCUUACGGCAAUAAAGGUUACGUAGAGCAUGUUACUGAUGCGUUAAAAGAAGAUAUGUAUCGCACCGAAAAUAUUAAUGCAGAAACCAACGAAUACAAGAAUAUAAAUUUACAGAAAGAAAUAAAACGAAGUUUCUCUCUGGAUUUAAAUAUUGUUUCAUACGAAAAUAGAAAGAGAAAAAUGUCAGUCGAGAGUAAAUUUGAAACGAUUAUACAACCAAAAGGGUUCUUCAAAGAUAGUGUAAUAGGUAAAUUAUUUGAUAACAACACGAAUCAGUUUAAAACGUAUCUGUGUAACGUUGAAAAUCAAAAUAAUGAUAGCACCGAUGAUGAUAAUUAGUUACGUAAUUGAAUAAUAAUAAUUAAUUGGGAAUCAUUGUCACUGAAAAUAAUUGGGAUCAAUGCAUCAAUUAAAUAAAACAUUCUUUCAUUUUGUCUUAGAUAUUGUAAUAAUAAAAUAAAAAUAUUUAUGCACUAUUCAAAUAUUGUAAAUUUUAUUAGUGAGAGAGCUAGAGCUAUUACGAGUAUUACAAUGUUCGGGAAUUGUUAUCGAAAAGAGGUGCUGCCUUUUUAAUGGAAGUCGUAGUAAGGUCUGUGAUAAGUAAUAAUAAAUACGAAUGCCAAAGUUGAAAAACGAUAUAUAUAUUUUAUGGAAUAACUAAAUCAUGAUUAUGUAUUUUCGUUAGAUUUAUAAAAUGAACCGAUGUAUGUAGUUUAGAAAUCUAUGAUUCGUAUAUUUAUUGACUAAUUGUUUAA